AUGUACUCAACAAAGAGCAUAGCUGAUUCAGCAUCAUGGUGUUGUGCCUUGGCACUAUUGUGUCUAAUACUAUUGGGGUCCAUAAGGGACAACCAUGUGCCGGAGGAGGAAGACCCUGCGGCGGCCGCCACCACGAGAGGGCGGAGCAACCUCUUUGAAAGGCCGUGUGAUGAGAUAUAUGUGGUGGGAGAAGGGGAGACCCUACACACCAUAAGUGACAAGUGUGGUGACCCUUUUAUUGUUGAACGCAACCCACAUAUUCAUGACCCUGAUGAUGUUUUCCCUGGCCUUGUCAUCAAAAUCACCCCCACACCCACAUACACCAAUACUAAGAAAUUGUUCAAGAGGUAG
Glycine soja is the source of this 351-nucleotide messenger RNA. RefSeq lists its product as uncharacterized. The coding region runs from base 1 to 351 and encodes 116 amino acids. The record is from RefSeq and is a predicted model, not a curated record. Lineage: Eukaryota; Viridiplantae; Streptophyta; Magnoliopsida; Fabales; Fabaceae. The transcript has a single exon.